This is a messenger RNA of Chilo suppressalis (striped riceborer), 1197 nucleotides long. The record is from the annotation of a GenBank genome assembly. Lineage: Eukaryota; Metazoa; Arthropoda; Insecta; Lepidoptera; Crambidae.
AUGAUGUGGUUAAAUUGGAUGAUUUUCGGCGCAUACCUUGCCUUGAGUGAUGCUGAGCCAUGUGAAACACCUUUAGGUCAAAUAAGUGAAUGCGUUCCUAUAAACCAGUGUCUAGAAGUCGUGUACCGAAUAUCUAACGGUUUAGAUCAACAAAGUUUAGAAUUCUUGAGGCAAUCAAGAUGCAGAAGCAGUUUCCAGAAUCCAAGGAUUUGUUGUGGACCAUUUCCUGACGAUGUUUAUAAUAGAGAAUAUAGCAACAGUAUUCAGCCUUCUUACACGGAAUACUUUGAUGAGGACUCCGUCUUACCUGAAAGAAACCAAUGUGGAUUUGAGCCCUUGAGCGACGGUGAUCGAAUCAUUAGCGGGUCUCGAACUGAAAUAGGAGAAUUCCCGUGGCUGGCCUUGCUGUGGUACCGCAAACAUUUAAACGGGGCCCUUGAUCAUAAAUGCGGUGGUAUGCUCAUCAAUCAUCGGCAUGUAUUGACAGCGGCUCAUUGUGUUACUGGCAGAGAACUCGCAAAGUAUGGGAAACUAGUAUCUGUCACUCUGGGUGAACACGACGUAAGGAACACAACAGAUUGCAUAGACGGCGUAUGCUCCGCACCACCGCAGACAGUGGAGGUUCUAAAUGUUUACCCUCACCCUGGUUACAUCGACGAAAGGUUUAUUAGGCAGAACGAUAUAGGCUUGAUCAGACUUGAGAGAAGAGUUGAAUAUACAGAUUAUAUCCAACCAAUAUGCUUGGACAAAAGUGGAUUAUGGGAAAUUGGAGACGAAAUAUUUGUUGCGGGAUGGGGAAGUACUCUUGAAGCUGGAAGAAGUCCCGAGAAACUUAAAGUGUCACUUCCAAUAGCGAAUCAAUUGGAAUGUUCACAACGAUAUCGAUCUAGUUUCCGAAUCAACCUAAGCGACUCACAAAUCUGCAUUGGAGGCAAAUUCCUAAAGGAUGCGUGCCACGGUGACUCUGGAAGUCCAGCUAUGAGGCAAAAGGAUGGGAGAUGGGAAGCAGUCGGAUUAGUUUCCUUCGGUUACGGAUGCGGGAGGGAGAAUUGGCCAGGAAUAUACAGCGUAGUCUCUAGUCACCGUGAUUGGAUUGAAGAAACUUUGAAGCUGGCUUCUCGCGAUGCCCCGCAAUAUGCCACUGGGAAUUUCGCGUCUCGGAGAUUCUCUCCUACAUUUGCACACAGCGAGUACUAG